ACUGCAGGGCCGGCCGGGUGGGCGGGACACACCCAGUGCGCACGCGCAGCACCCCGGCCCGGAAACAGCGCAGGGUCUGCUAUGGCGGCGGCAGCCGAGGGCGUCCUGGCGACCCGGCGUGAUGAGCCCGCCCGAGACGAUGCCGCCGUGGAGACAGCUGAGGAAGCAAAGGAGCCUGCUGAAGCUGACAUCACUGAGCUCUGCCGGGACAUGUUCUCCAAAAUGGCCACUUACCUGACUGGGGAACUGACGGCCACCAGUGAAGACUAUAAGCUCCUGGAAAAUAUGAAUAAACUCACCAGCUUGAAGUAUCUUGAAAUGAAAGAUAUUGCUAUAAACAUUAGUAGGAACUUAAAGGACUUAAACCAGAAAUAUGCUGGACUGCAGCCUUAUCUGGAUCAGAUCAAUGUCAUUGAAGAGCAGGUAGCAGCUCUUGAGCAGGCAGCUUACAAGUUGGAUGCAUAUUCAAAAAAACUGGGUAACCAUUUUUACUUCUGUUUUGAUGUAAUAAAGAGUGCUUCUUGCCAGCAUAUUCUUAGUAAACAUAAUAGUUAACAUUUAUGGUGUGCCUACAGUGAUCUAUUAAUCUUCACAAAACCUUAGUAAUUUAUUAUUGUAUUAAUAAACAUAACAUUUCCUGAUUACUUAAUGACAUAUCAGGCACUGUUCUUGGUGCUUUACCUGUAUUAUGUUUGGUUUUUGUUUUUGGUUUGUUUUUUUUUGAGACAAGUUUCACUCUUGUUGCCCAAGCUGGAGUGCAAUGGUACGAUCUCGGCUUACUGCAACCUCUGCCUCCUCGGUCUGGGUUCAAGCGAUUCUCCUGCCUCAGCUCCCCGAGUAGCUGGGAUUACAGGCGCGCCACCACGCCUGGCUAAUUUUGUAUUUUUAGUAGAGACGGGGUUUCUCCAUGUUGGUCAGGCUGGUCUCGAUCUCCCAACCUCAAGUGAUCUGCCCACCUCAGCCUGGCCUGUAUUAUGUUUUUUUAUCUUCCCAAUAAUCUGUGAGGUAAGUACAUGAUUUUUUUUUUUUGUACUUUUAGUAGAGACGAGGUUUCACCAUGUUGGCCAGGCUGGUCUUGAACUCCUGACCUCAUGAUCCGCCCGCCUCAGCCUCCCAAAGUGCUGGGAUUAUAGGUGUGAGCCAGCAUGUCUGGUUCAAGUACAUGAUUUUUAUCCCCAUUUUGUAGGCAAGGAAACUGUGGUUUAAGGGGAUAAGUAAGUUGCUUAAGGACACUAAGCCAGUACAGGGAAGAGCCAUAUUUCUAAGCAGGUCUGUUUGCUUACAAAGCUCAAGUUCUUAUUUAUAGUUGAGAAGGCAGAAGCACCCUUAAUAAUGUAGAUAAAUAUGUCUUAAAUGAAUAGUCAGUUGAGGAUUUUCUUGAAAGAUCACUUUUCCUUUGAGGAAGAAACUAGUAUUUUUAGUACUAGUGGUUUGCUAACUGGCUCUGGCUCUUACAUACAUGGUUAAAAGUAAAGAAUUUAGUGGGUUUUUUGUUGUUGUUUUGUUUUUUUUCCUAUAGGAGAUGAGGUCUUGCUGUGUCACCCAGGCUAGGGUGCAAUGACGUGAUCAUAGCUCACUGUAGCCUUGAACUUCUGUGCUCUAGUGAUCCUCCUGCCUCAGCCUCCUGAGUACCUGGGACUAUAGGUGUGCACCAUCACAUCCAGCUACUUUAAAAAAUUUGUUUUUGAAACAAGGCCUUGCUGUGUUGCCCAGGCUGGUCUCGAACUCAUGGCCUUAAGCAGUCCUCCCACCUCAGCCUCUCAAGUAGCUGGAAUCACAGGCCUGAGCCAUCACAUCUGGCCUGAGUUUGUUUUUAUCCUUAUAACAUUUACAGAUUAUUUUAUUUUCAUCAUUUAACAAGGGCUGACUACUUCAAGAAAGUAGUUUGUAGUAGGCUGGGAUUUGAUAUGGGUGGUGAUUAACAAUCAGUUUUAUUUUCUACAGUUACAUUUAGCCAGUGAUUACCAUGAACCUUACCGCAUAGAAGGCAGGGGUAACCUUACCAUGUAGAAGGUAUCUUGGUUCACAGUAACCAUUUGUGACAGAGUCCCUUUUUCUGUUAAAAUUGUGAAACCAGGUGCUUUCAUGGUUUUAAUAGAAAAACGGAAUGUCACAGUAAGAGGCUUAUUUGAUGGCCUUUUAAAUCUCUGUAUCUUUCAAAAUUGCUUUCCUGGAGUAAGGUGUAAGGAUAAGAACAUACAGGAGGAAACACACAUUUAUACUUCCUGAGGGUUCCAGUCUGGUUCCAGAGGGCACCUGGGACAGUGCUGAGAGAGGCAGUUUUUUAGUAAGGCUCCCGAUAGGUCAAGUGACAGAUCUGCCCCAUCCUGGUGGAGCUGUCACAGCUAAGUAGGUGCUGUUGACAGGGUGAGGACUUCAUGAACCUGUGUUAGGCUCUCAAUUCUGAGUGUCUGUGCUUGAAUUCUUAUUCCAAGUUUUACAGAUCAGUGAUCUGUAUAUUUGGACAGAUGAUGAGAUUGAAGCUAAUAGAUUUUUAGCAAUAUUAUACAUAUUUUUUUAACUUGACUGGAAAUGCUAACUAAAAACUGUCAUUGUAAGAGCCAGUUUUAAAAGAUGUAACUCUCCCUCAUCCCUCACAGAAGCCAAGUACAAGAAGCUGGAGAAGCGAUGAGAAACUUAUUUCUAUGGGACGGAGUCUUUUUUUUUUUAAUGUUGAAGAAUGUCUUAUAAAACCUGAAUCCUGAGGCUGAUGAAUUGUGAAAAUUCCUCAAAAGGAAAUUAUGCUGGUCAUCCCAGGAACAUCUCAAUGUUCGAGUAAACUGGAGGACUGUGGCUAUUCCUGAACCUUCUUUGAGGCAGAAUCCCUCAGAAUCUCACACUUAUAACUCCCUACCUUUUACUUGAAUGCUUUGCCAUAUUCAGGACAGAGACUCUCACAAAGUUCAGAAAACAGCUGGACUUACCAGUAAAAUCAAAUGAGAGGACCUAUUUUCUCUGGUAGUGGUUGAUUACUACAUUAUUUUCUUAAGUGGCUGGUUUUUUAGUUACUAUGUAAAUGGUCGGUUUUUUUUUUUCUGUUAAUGAUGCUAAUGUGUUGUAAACAAGAUUCUAAAUUUAAAAAGGAAAACAAAACAAACUUGUUCUUUGCAGCUUAUCACCUUGUGAAUGUCGGUGACUUACUUUUCCAUAAUAUUGCAAAUAACAUAAAAUCUUAAAAUAAUUCCAAGCUGAGUCUUCUAGAUUGAGCAGAAAUGGUGAAAGGAGUAUUGAUAACUUGGCAUAUGUGAUGGGUCCCUCUUGUUUAUUUUCUAUGUGAAUCACAUUGACAUGCGAUCAGUUUGGGAAAUGUGAUGAAAACAAAGACUAAAUGGGUAUGUAUGUUUAUGUGUUGGGUAGGGAGGUGACGAUUGCCACUUAUAAAAUAAAGGAUUUUAUAAAAUA
Pongo pygmaeus (Bornean orangutan) is the source of this 3402-nucleotide messenger RNA. RefSeq names its product biogenesis of lysosomal organelles complex 1 subunit 2 (gene BLOC1S2). Bases 82 to 555 code for a protein of 157 amino acids. Gene Ontology annotation, molecular function: gamma-tubulin binding. NCBI's taxonomy places the organism in Eukaryota, Metazoa, Chordata, Mammalia, Primates, Hominidae. The record is from RefSeq and is a predicted model, not a curated record. Gene Ontology annotation, biological process: endosomal transport; lysosome localization. Gene Ontology annotation, cellular component: gamma-tubulin complex; BLOC-1 complex; BORC complex. The transcript has 4 exons.